Molecule: messenger RNA, 498 nt
Organism: Colletotrichum graminicola M1.001
Lineage: Eukaryota; Fungi; Ascomycota; Sordariomycetes; Glomerellales; Glomerellaceae
Exons: 1
Coding region: 1-498 (165 amino acids)
Source: RefSeq, a predicted model, not a curated record
AUGGUUUCACAGACUGAGAAAGAGGAGCGCGUUUUCGCCGAGCUGCUUGGAGAUUCCAGAUACAAGCCCCUCGGUCGUCAGCUUGAUUCCAGAGCCCAUCGUCUUAUCGAUGCAAUGGCAGACGCCAUCUCUUCAGAGACAUUACUCAAAGAACUCUGCACCGAAGACGUUACUAUGAUUACUGGCAAGAGGGGUUCAGGGCAAGUACACAAGGGCGUUCAAGAAGUCUUUGGCUUCUGCAUACUUGACAUAAGUACCAUCCGCAUCAUCAUUACCACAGUAGAUCGACGUCGUAUCAUCUGCCCCGUCGAAGUUUACCUUGCUACGUCUGCCUCCUCCUACGAGAAGCAACGGACGGUCAUGAUCUUCGAUGCCGACGAUAAUUGCAAGAUCAAGAGAGUCGAGAUGAGACCCCUUAUCGAGCCCGAGCGCAUAACAGUCGAUGUAUAUCAAGAUGGCGAUGGCCAUGAGGAACUAUAUACAGACAACAACCUUUGA